Molecule: messenger RNA, 2467 nt
Organism: Pimephales promelas (fathead minnow)
Lineage: Eukaryota; Metazoa; Chordata; Actinopteri; Cypriniformes; Leuciscidae
Gene: ches1
Product: checkpoint suppressor 1
Biological process (GO): regulation of DNA-templated transcription
Cellular component (GO): nucleus
Molecular function (GO): DNA-binding transcription factor activity; cis-regulatory region sequence-specific DNA binding
Source: RefSeq, a predicted model, not a curated record
UGCACGCGAGUGUGUGAAUGCAGGCGCGCACGCUUUUAUGAGUGUGUUUAUGGUAGAGGCUUCAACAAAAGGAGGCUGGAGUGUGUUUGGGAGUGUAGGGAUGAUCUUCAGAAGGAUCGUGAAAAUGAGUCAUCGCUGUGCACGAGGGAAAUACUUGUGUGUGUGUGUGUGUGUGUGUGUGUGUGUGUGUGUGUGUGUGUGUGUGUACGUACGUGUUUGGAGUGCUUUUCCUGUCUGGGAGGAAAGACAGCACUGGUUUUAGGGAGGAAAGUGCGCAAGGCUGAUCCGUUCCAUGCACAAUCUAGAAUGACAUGAGACAAAAGUUUUCUGUGGAUUUGAGAGGAAACGCCACAGCCUCGUCAUUAACUUCUCAUCUGUUUUGGAAGCCCAGGAGCCGAGGGCUGCAUGGGUCCAGUGGUCAUGCCCCCAGGGAAGAAGGCCGAGGGCCCCAGCAGUGGGAGCGUGGCGCGGGGUCUGAGUCAGCUCUACCAGGACACCGAGGCCGCUGACCUCUCUCUGGCCCUCUCCGCCUCCCUCAGCCGGGCCGAGGACGAGGAGCUGACCAGCCUCAGCUGGUUGCACGAGAGCACGGAUCUGCUGACCAGUCUGGGCCACUCCGGCCUGCGUAGCGUCAGCCCCCUGCAGGACGCUAACGGUGGCCGCGAGCCCUCGACCUCGCCGUCGUCCUCCCCCGAGCCCAGCGAGCCGCCCUACCACCUGUCCACGGGGCCCAGCCGCAAACCUCCAUACUCCUUCAGCUGCCUCAUCUUCAUGGCAAUAGAGGACGCUCCCUCUAAGAGACUUCCUGUCAAAGACAUCUACGGCUGGAUACUGGAGCACUUCCCUUACUUCGCUAGCGCCCCCACUGGCUGGAAGAAUUCAGUGCGUCAUAAUCUGUCGCUAAACAAAUGCUUCAAGAAGGUGGAUAAGGAUCGCAGUCAGAGCAUAGGAAAGGGUUCUCUCUGGUCGAUUGAUCCUGACUACAGACACAAUCUGAUCCAGGCGCUAAAGAAGACUCCAUAUCAUCCGUAUUCCCCUCGGCUUCCAAAACCACCUACCUCCCCAUCUGCCUCUCCUCAGCAAUACCACAGUCCUCCACUAUGGCCAGGAAGUCCACUCUUCAGAAAAAAUGGAGGAGUGCUCUUACAAGUUCCACAGAGAGUGAUACAGCACAGCUCACGUGUUGCCGCUCAGGGGCUCUUUACAGUUAUCAGACCCCUUCCUUUGAGUCCUGUGAGCAAGAGGACCACCGCUGUGAGAUCAGCCCUGGGCGACUAUCUGACACGGGGUAAAAACAGUCUGUGCAGCGACUCUCCUCCGCCCAGCGAUGACCAACAGGAGGACCACACGUACAGCAGCUCCCAGUCCCCCAGCACAAAGGGGGACAUCACUUCCCCCCUCUCCUCCUCCCCCACUCAGGGUUCCCUCUCUGCCCACAGCCACGGUCAAGAGGUGACGGUCACUGAGGUCAAGGAGGAGCAAAAAGACUUCCCGCUGGACGCUUCGCCACCUCCUUCCCAGCUGCUCCAGCGCAGAAGACUGCUGUGGACCAAAGGCCACCUACGGACCCCUGGUGACACACUUCCCCUGAAGAAGAGGAGGGCAGGAAAUCUCCUGGUAAAAGAGGAGGAAGACGAGGAGAUGAAGGAGGCGGCGGGGUCGUUGCUUCACCUGGCUGGAGUGCGCACCGGUUUGAAUAAAAACGCUCAGCGUGCGUGUAAAGUUCAAAAGGAGCUGAAAGAGGAAGCCAGCGAUUAGCAAUGAACGAAAACCCCGCUAACACAGAUCUAAAUACUUCUGUUCCAGGAUAUCAGGUGAAUUCUAGUCAGUUGUUGCAAUAUCAAUAAAAUCACCGUUGUCCCUUGUUAAAUUUGAUUUCCCGGGUGAAAGAUUCUCAUGUUCAUGUUGUUUUGUGUGUGUGAAUGCGAGUGUGUGUGUGUGCGAAGAGGGAAAAAAGCCAUAGUAAAAUUUGGGUCAUUUGAGUGAAAAAUGUUUGUUUUUGAAUUCAUCAAGCCUACGGAACAAUUUAAAAGAAUUAAUCAUGUUGUAGCAAUCCUUCUGGUUCACAUCAGAAAGCUGAACGGAGAGAUUUCCUAUGCUGCUCUCGAGUGUGCCAAAGAUGAAACCUGUUGAUGAAAGUGCAGCUAAUCCAUGCACACUUAGUAAGACCAGUAAUAGUUUCAAAAAGUAGUGAUACCGACCUAUGACAAAAACCAUCCGACGAAUAUUUGGGUCAAUGACAUGAUAGUCAUUUUUCUUGGUCCACGUCUAUCGAUUAAUUAAAAAUACGAUUCACGAUUAGAAAACACACCUAUUGUUGUAUGUCUUUUUUCUGAAUUCAUUUUGAAAGUUUUUUUUUCGAAUGCGUCAAGUAAUGCGUUACAAUAUUAGUAAAAAGUAACUAAUUGCGCUACUUAGUUACUUUUACUUUUGGACUACUUUUUCUCACCUGGGCUUCCUUGUUUGU